Messenger RNA from Patella vulgata (common limpet), 675 nucleotides. Its product is annotated as rhodopsin, GQ-coupled. Gene Ontology annotation, cellular component: membrane. The transcript has 2 exons. The record is from RefSeq and is a predicted model, not a curated record. Gene Ontology annotation, molecular function: G protein-coupled receptor activity. NCBI's taxonomy places the organism in Eukaryota, Metazoa, Mollusca, Gastropoda, Patellidae. Gene Ontology annotation, biological process: G protein-coupled receptor signaling pathway. The coding region runs from base 1 to 636 and encodes 211 amino acids.
AUGUAUGUAGUAAAUUUAGCCAGUACGGAGCUAAUCAUGUGCCUUGUUAACUUCCCCAUGUUGAUAUGGGCAUGUCUAAAUGGUUCCUGGCCUUUAAAUAAUAUAUCGUGCUGUUUCGAUUACUUGUCACGUGAUACGGCCAACAUCGCUUUUAUUAUUUGUUUGUUCAUAUUUUGUUUCGUUAUACAGUUCAUUAUUAUCAUGUACUGUUAUAGCAGCAUGCUGGUGUUUAUUUGUCGACACGAGAGAAUGUUUAUUAGCAGCCAUUUUAUGAAAGCUGAUCGAGCAUCGAGGAAGAAACUGAAAUUAGAACUCAAAGUAACGAGACUCGUUUUAAUCGUUAUUAGCAGUUUUUGUUUAUCGUGGUUACCAUUCUCAGUAAUUGCCUUAAUAGGAGCCUUUGGGAACACAGCCUUGGUAACACCUUUAACUUCGAUUUUACCGGGCGUUUUAGCGAAGACUUCCACAGCCGUUAAUCCAAUCCUGUAUGCUAUGAGUCACCCCAAAUUUCAAAUGAGUUUGUGCUCUUCCUGUCCAUCAAGUUUUUCCAGACGCAACAUGGCACUGUCUAAUAUAUAUCAUGCAACACUGUGUAAAACUGGUGAACAUUUUGGAAAUCAUCCAUUGAAAUUGUAAUCAACAUACACGACAUGUCUGGUUGUUUAUGCCUGUUUA